GUGUGUGUGUGUGUGUGUGUGUGUCUGUCUGUCUGUCUGUCUGUGUCUGUGUGCGUUUGGUUACGAAACCACGACGUGUUUUUUUCACACUCAGAAUUUACAUUUCCACAGUAAAAUCUUCUGGUCCUUAAGCCUUUUUGAAACUGGUUUUGACUGCUAAGUUGGCACAAUGAGUGACUUUGAGAAGCCCCUGCACCAGGACAUGGUUUCUCAGCUGCAUGACUUCGCUGCUGCUGGAGACACAGCCAGGCUGAAGGCACUGCUCAGGUGCUCCCCGUCACUGCUCAAUGCGUCCGCAGGGAACGGCUGGACAGCCCUCAUGUACGGUGCUAGAAAUGGACACCUUGAGGUUGUGCAGGUUCUUCUUCAAGAAGGGUGUGACCGAUCCAUCAUUAAUAAAUCAAGGCAGACAGCUCUGGACAUUGCUAAAUUUUGGGGAUACAAACACAUAGCUAAUUUGUUGGCUAAUGUGAAAGGUGGUCAGAAACCUAGUUUUUUAUCAAAUUAUAUGAAAGAAUAUGAAAAUUAUUUUGGUAUGACGCUUCUGGACAGAAGGAGUAAUAAAAGAACAGAUUCCAAGUGGCUAAGCGAAAAACAAAGCCAUCCAGCUACAGUAUACAUCCUCUUCUCAGAUCUAAGUCCCUUGGUUACUUUGGGUGGGGGAAGAGAGAGCUCACAGCAACCAGAAGUAAAGCUUUGCAGGCUGCACCACAAGGAUGUGGAAGAGUGCAUGAACCAAACCGAAGAAUGUACCUUGGUUUUUCUUGGAGUUGAACUUCAGUAUGAUGUGAACCUGAUGGCUGUUUGCAGUGGAAGAGUUCUGCAAGAAGAAGAUGGGUUAGUUGCUUGGUUUGCUCUUAGCAUAGGUUCUGCUUCUGCUGAAAAAUUUAAACAGAAGCAUGAGGACUGUUACUUUCUUCAUCCGCCAAUGCCAGCAUUACUGCAGUUACCUGAAAAAGAAGCUGGAGUAAUAGCCCAGGCAAGAUCUGUUCUAGCAUGGCACAGCCGCUACCGAUUCUGCCCAACAUGUGGGAGUGCAACCAAGAUUGAAGAAGGGGGUUACAAGAAAACUUGCUUAAAAGAAGAUUGUCCCAGUCUCCAAGGAGUUCACAACACAUCAUAUCCAAGAGUUGAUCCAGUUGUGAUAAUGCAAGUCAUCCAUCCAGAUGGGAACCACUGUCUUUUAGGUAGGCAGAAGAGGUUUCCCCCAGGAAUGUUUUCCUGCCUUGCUGGAUUUGUAGAACCUGGCGAAACCAUAGGAGAUGCUGUUAGAAGAGAAGUAGAGGAGGAGACUGGAGUCAAAGUUUCCCAUGUUCAGUACGUCUCUUGUCAGCCAUGGCCAAUGCCCUCCUCCCUAAUGAUUGGCUGCUUAGCUGUUGCAGUGUCUACAGAAAUUGAAGUUGACAAGAAUGAAAUAGAGGAUGCCCGCUGGUUCACUAGAGAACAGAUUGUGGAAGUUCUCAUUAAAGGAAACCAGCAUUCUUUCUUCGUACCACCAAGUCGAGCUAUUGCAUACCAGUUGAUGAAACAUUGGAUUGGAAUGAAUGCUAAUCUUUAAUUCAAAUAAUUGAUUUUUAAGUUACUUCUUCUAUUAUGAAUUAUGAAUAAUUAUGAAUAAAUUAGAACUGCUUGUCUAGUGAAUAUGUAACCAAGUAAUUUUCUGAGCCUUUACACUGGUUCCAGAGCUAAACUAUGCAAAUCUUUGUAUGUGUUUUCAGACCUAAAUUAGAUUUGGACAAAACCAAAUAAUUAUCCCAAGCAAGCAAGCAACAACUAAGUAGAACUGGUACCUUGCUAAGUGCAGGCUAUGGUUUUUGUUCUAGAAUGAAAUGAUUAUGCCUUUUGCUGCUAUACUUUUUAUGUUUGACUUGGUCUUCCCACACUGGAAGGAGUCAUAGCAUUACAAAGAGGGCUGUCUGACCUUGACUGCUGUUUGAAUUCUCACAUCCUCCUAUUUGGCCUUAAUUAUAACUUUCUAAUUUUUGCCUAUCCCCAUUCUUUAAUUUUGACAUGUCACAAAAAUCUACAUUCAGUGCUAAAAGCCUUACCUGCUAUGGUUAUUUUAAAGUUAAUAGCAUACGUAAUAGUGAAUAUAUGGUACUUCGUAUCUUUUACAUUAACAACCUAAUUUGUAUUCAUGGUCUAGGCAGGGCAUUUACUUGUCCAUUCUCACUUGGCCUGCACUUCCCCAGUUGUAUGUCAGCCUGAAUUUAAAGGUAUAACACAAUGCUUUGUUUUUGAAAAAGGUGUUGGAGAACCAUUCCCAAAAGCCUAAGUAUUAGUGUUUUUAUAAGAUUAUGAUUUACUUAUUGAUGCUAGGCAGUGAGUCAUUUCAUUCUCUGAUAACUAGAAAUGAAAUUAUUGAGUAAUGGAUAAGGACAAACAAGACAUCUCAAAAUAUGCACAAAAUUAUUUAGUGAAAUAGAGAUGCUAAGAUUGUUACUGCUAUUAAGAAUCUUACAGUUGAAAGAAAUAUAUUAACUGCAGCUAUAAGACUGGGAUAGCAAUAAGUUAGUUUAAAUUUUUAUGUGUUUUUAAUGCCACAGUUCAGAUUUGUGCCUUAAUUUAUCAAGUUAUUUAAGAUAAUGGUGAUAUUCUAAAAAGAAAAGUAUACUAGUUUAUUAUUAAUUUCAUUAUGUAAUGGUUCGUAGUCUAUCAUUCUGCAGUCAUUGCAAUGAAAUCAAAAGAAAUGCAAAUGACCUAAGGAAAAUGCAAUUAUAGUGGCAAAUGUAAACUUAAUAUUAUGUGUUUAUUUGAAGUAACUUAAAUUGUUUUGAACAGUGAAUGAUGUAAUAUUUUUUCCAAAAUUCUCAGCAACCUGGAAUCCGUAAAACUGUUGUACAAAACCUGAUUGUUCUUUUUUUUUUCCCCAUCCAUGUCAUAUUGUGCUCAGCAGUUUUCAUGUUUAUUUGGUAGGGGAGUACCUAAGAAACUUUCAAGCAAGAAGCAUUCCUGACAGACUUGGAGUAUUUGACAUAUUAUGUUGCUUCAUUCUCUCCCUUGUUUCAGCCAUUCCUACAAAUAAAGACAAUCAGGUUAUCUCUUGAGUAGUCUGGCAAGGAGAAGGAAACAGUAACACUGCUUCCCUUAAAAUAUGCUUUUACAGAGAGGGCAAGUUGUGGAAAGCUGUUGUAGCCAACAUGUACCAGCAGGACUGCAUGAUAACAAUGGCAUUAGUUGCAGGUUGCUCAUAGAGUAAAGGAGAAUAUUGGAGAGUAUGCAAAAAGUUGUGGAAGCUAAGCAAUGCAAGGAAGUUUCAACCAGUACUGUGGUGAUUACGUUUAGAGAGAUGAACAACAAAGGAGUGAGGAGCAGACGGAAGAGGGAGGAUAAAGCAUAGAGCAAAUAUAGGUAGCAUAAAAAUAAGUAGUUGAUCACUUUGAGGUAACUAAAUGUACAUGACUAAGACCCAUUGGAAUACUAUUUUUUUUAGUAGAAAAUUAUGGUGAGUUGCUAUAGAGAUGUUCUUCUAACAGUGAAACUCCAUACAGUUUCCCUAAUCAAUACUGAUUAUAAUAAUCUGCCUAAUUUUUUUUGAAAAUCUGUAUAACAGUAUGUAUCUGCAAUUACAAUGCUAAUAAGUAAAAUGAAAAUUUUCACUUUCCUGCAUGAAGAAAAACAGAAAAAUAAUUGUAUGACAAAGGGAACAACCCUUAAAAAAUCUCUGAUUUUGAGCGUAAUAUUUUAAUGAUCUUUCAAAUCUAAUAACUCCAGUGUGUCAAUAAUUUUUAGACUACAUAUAUUUUCAAAAUCUAAGACAGCCUUUUGAAAAAGCUUUUGAAGCUUUCAUUUCCUUUUCCCCUCACCAACAGAAGAACCAUUCGCAGGGAAGAAGACAAAUCUCUAUUGCUUAAGAAAACUACUUAGAUAAAUUUAAUCUAUUUAAUGAGAGAUUUUUCCUGGCUUUUUAUUGCCCUUAAUUUGCCUUGUUUGUAGGUCAGGGUUCGAAUUUUAAUUUGAAAAUACCUAUACAUUUUCUGAAUGACAGUUACUGUUUGCAGUUUAAAAAGCAAAUAUCAAAUUGAAGAGCCAAAUGCUGUGGUUGUCUGUCAACUACAGCAUUUUAGGAAAGUGCCAAAUUAAAUGUAGAAGCAAUUGAACAGAGCGUAGUGAUUCUGAAUGGAGUAUUGUAUGGGCAAUACCUCCAGAAGAUCUCAGUAGUUCAACUUACCCAAAAGAGGGCAGCAGCUUUGGAAGCAGGCUGUUUCUUGCCUCAAAGUAAAUGUGGUACAUUAAGAGAAUAGUGUUACUUAAAAAAUUAAAAAGAGGGUUUUUUUCUGUGCUGUGAAUAACGAUCUCUCUCUUUUCUCCCUUGCUUGUACAACAGUAUCAGACCAAAAGGAGUACACAUGACAUCAGAUAGUACAAGGCAGAUAAUUCUGGAUGUCCUGGUUUAGGGCAAAUUUGGGAGAAAACCUC
Messenger RNA from Pseudopodoces humilis (Tibetan ground-tit), 4419 nucleotides. RefSeq names its product nudix hydrolase 12 (gene NUDT12). Gene Ontology annotation, biological process: NAD+ catabolic process; NADP+ catabolic process. Lineage: Eukaryota; Metazoa; Chordata; Aves; Passeriformes; Paridae. Gene Ontology annotation, molecular function: protein binding; metal ion binding; NADH pyrophosphatase activity. Gene Ontology annotation, cellular component: peroxisome; cytosol. The record is from RefSeq and is a predicted model, not a curated record.